Caenorhabditis elegans is the source of this 1128-nucleotide messenger RNA. It is a transcript of the gene F58E1.13, whose product is annotated as Cytochrome b. The record is from RefSeq and is marked reviewed. The transcript has 4 exons. Lineage: Eukaryota; Metazoa; Nematoda; Chromadorea; Rhabditida; Rhabditidae. The coding region runs from base 448 to 735 and encodes 95 amino acids.
UAAAUUUUCAGGUAAUUAUUCGAAAUGACAUCUGCUCUCCGCGAAAGUGAUCUCGUCAUCCGGGCAUGCAUUCUCUACGAGGUGCUCGACAAGAAACCGAUUCAGGAGUCCUAUGACAAUUUCUGCAGAAAAGUUGGAAAUGACGUCAUGGAACACACUGAGUUCGAUUUCUGGUAUUAUCGAUUCUACAAUGGAAACUAUGAUUUGCACUACGACAGAAGCUCCGAUCCCAUCAUGCACUCCCUGUCGGAAAUGCCGGUUCAUAUGAUCGACAAAAUUCGGUGAUUCGACAAAAUUCGGUGAUCCGGCGCUGCAGUCCUCCCGGAGUCGGAACGAAAGCUUCGAGAGCUGAAGGAAGAAGCUCGCUACUACUCUCUGAGUCAUCUGGUCAAUUUGUGCCACCUCCCAAGGCAAAAGCUGAAGACUUACGGAUCAAGUCAAGAGCUGAUGCAGAUUAUUGCCAACUCCAAUAAAAUUGUCCUAGUGAUCAACUAUAUCACGCACAAUAACGAGUUGAUCUACACCCCACAGGGCCUCAAAUUUUCGAAAUUCGUCGCCAAUAACCAGAAUAAAGUCGACAUUUAUAUUAAGGAAACCGUAAGCGAGAAGCCCGAAUUCGACAUCACACAUCCGACUCCAUGCUGGAGCUUCCGUGUCUACAACAGUUCGUACUCGGGAUUCUACUGGCUGGAGACGAUGUCGGAACUUCAAAAUGUUAUCAACUGCCAUAAUUAAUUGUUUUCUAUCGAUUUUUGAAUAAAUUUUAUAGACCCUAAAAAAAUCUGGAAAAUCUCUAGUAAGCCAAAUUUGAGUGAAUCUGAAUAGUCAGGGGGAAAAAUCGGCUCGGCCGAUUCCGUGAGCGUUCUAGGUCGGCUACUUUCCCACUAGACCCCUUGCACUUCAGAUCGAUAUUCUUAGUCACUUCGUCAUCUGCUCCACAAACAUUCAGUCAGUCAUUCAGUCUACCAGCCAAAUGCACUUGUCAUAUUUGUCUCUAAAAUCGAUUAUCUGGUAUCUUGAGCCAAAUUCAAGGUAAAUUUAAUAUUUAGUAGAUCAUCAUUCACCAAGCAAAUUCAAUUCAGAAUCCAGCUAUCCCAAAGAUCCCCAGCGUUCAAGUCGAUCGAUUUU